GAAGACGACCAGCCAUUUUAAGUCAAUGAGUCUUCAAUUCACAACGCUACUGUAGGACGGACAGCGUCAGGACCCAAUUUCAUCAAAAUUUACCUUACAACUGUUAGUGGAGAAUUGACUACUAUGAACUUAAAACGCUCCUUAAGCCAAAUAACCAGUAGAUCCAAGUGAAGUGACGCAUAAGCCAGUAGAAUCCAGUCGAGUUGUAAUUUUUGCACCUCCAUGUAGCUAGAGGAAAUGGCUGUGGAAAGCAUGACUGUCCAUCCAAACUCCCCAACUACCAACCACGAACACAACAGUCUCCUGACUGACGAAAGACGGGAGGAUGGCGAGCUGGAGGAGGGGGAGCUGGAGGACGACGUUGGUGAGGUGGAGGAGGAGGAGGGGAGUGUAGAGACCCAGGUGGCCUCCGGGGCAGGUGGCGAGGGAGGAGACGAGGCAGAUGGAGGCGUUGGAGGAGGAGGAGGAGGAGGAGGAGGUGGUGGUGCUGGAGCAGGAGGCGCUGGCGGGGGCGGGACAGAGCCCGGCGGAGAAGGAGGCGCGGAGAAGCUGCGAGGCAGCCGGGAGCGCCACGCCAGCACGGGCUCGGACGAGGAGCGCUCCCACCGCCGCAAGCGCAAGAGGAAGAAAGAGAAGGAGCGGGAGCGGGAGAAGGAGAAGAGGAGGGCCAAGAAGAGGCGCAAAUCCAAGCACAAACGUCACCCGUCCUCUGAUGACGACCACUCCGACUUCAGCGACGACUCUGACUACAGUCCCAGCGAGAAGAGGACGAAGUACCGGGAGUAUAGCCCCCAGUACCCCCCUGCUGCGCACGACGUCUACAGCGGCCCCAAGAAGGGCAACUACAUGAAGAUGGACAAGCAGAACUACGGCGGCUACGACGAAUACCAGGAGGAGAACUUUGAGGGUGAGGAGGACCAGGAGAAUCCAGAGGAAGAGUACAACGAUGACUUUGCCAAGGAGCUCAACCAGUACCGCAAGGCCAAGGAGGUGGGAGGGGGGCCAGGAAACCGCGGAGGGCGAGGAGGCAAAGGUCGGAUGAAGAACCAGCGAGGUCGCGGAGGGAUGAGGGGAGGUAGAAGAGGGAGAGGAGGAAGUAGAGGAAGGGGGGGUCGUGGGGGAGGAGGAGGAGGAGGGGGAGGAGGAGGAGGAGGAGGAGGAGGAGGAGGGGGAGGAGGGGGAGGAGGAGGAGGAGGAGGAGGAGGAGGAGGAAAGAUGGGGGGAGACAACGACCACAUCGAUGGCUACGGAGGGGAAGGCGAGAUGGAGGUGAGGCCCUCACAGUAUGGCGAGGAUGACUAUGAUAACAUGGGAGAGGAGGACUAUGAUGAUUACUCUAAGGAGCAAGGCCACUACCGCAAGUCCAAAGACCGUGGUGGCAGAGGAGGCAAAGGGGGCCGUGGGCGGGGCCGGGGUAAAGGGGGGCGUGGCAUGAAUCGAGGCAAGGGGAGGAACCGAGGGAGAGGAGGGAGAGUAGACCAGAUGAACGACGAAGACAACAAUGGAGACAUGGACAAUGGGGAUGACGGAGGUGUAGGAGGAGGAGGAGGAGCAGGGAGGAGGAACCCUGGGGACAAGCACCCUGAUAAGAAGGGGAAGGCCAUCUGCAAGUACUACAUCGAAGGCCGCUGCACCUGGGGGGACCACUGUAACUUCAGCCAUGACAUCGAGCUGCCCAAGAAGAAGGAGCUUUGCAAGUUCUACAUCACUGGCUUCUGUGCUCGGGCCGAGCACUGUCCCUACAUGCAUGGUGACUUCCCGUGCAAGCUGUUCCACACCACGGGGAAUUGUGUCAACGGAGACGAGUGCAUGUUCUCCCACGACGCCCUCAACGACGACACCCAGGACCUGCUCAACAAGAUGCUGGCUGAGGAUGCCGAGGCCGGUAUGGAGGAUGAGAAGGAGGUGGAGGAGUUGAAGAAGCAGGGCAUCAACCCGCUCCCCAAACCCCCACCAGGAGUAGGCCUCCUCCCGACCCCUCCCCGGCCCGGGCCCCUGGACACCGGCAACGGGCCCGGAGACUUCGGGGGGCCGAUGGGGGGUGAUUUCGGACCCCCGCCGCCCGGACCCAACCAGGGCCCUAUGCUCAACAAGGCUCCCCCAAUGCAAGGGCCCAUGACUGGGCCCAACUCCAUUCCGCUCCCCCCGCCUUGCUCCGAAGGAGGACCCUACCAAGGGGGUCCUCCGAACCCAAACGGACCACCUCCCCCCGUGGGCCCUCCGCCUCCUUGUGGAGGUGGAGGUGGUGGCGGCGGCGGUGGUGGUGGAGGUGGAGGCUGUGGACGGAUUCCCUCGUUGUUUGAGAUUAAAGUUCAGCCGACAGGACAACUGGCUCACAAACUGGCUACAAGGAGUCAGACCCCCAGCACCACGCAGGGCCAGACCGGGACCACCUCCUCCCAAGGGGCCCCCGGCGACGCCCCGGUCCGCUUCCCCGGCCCCCCUGGCAUGAUGUCCCCGGACAUGACCCAGGGGCCUCCUCCCAACAUGCCUCCCGGCGGGCCCCCCAUGAUGGGGCCCUUCGGGCCGGGCGAUGGGGGCCCUCACGGAGGCAUGAUGCCCCUGGGACCCCCACCCAACUUCUUUGAGAACUUCUUCAACCAGCAGCAGCAGCAGCAGCAGCAGCAGCAGCAGCAGCAGGGCAUGCAGAUGGAAGGCGUGGUGGAGGAAGGAGACAACUUCCAGGGCCCCCCGCCAACGGGAGGAGGCGGACCCAAGAAGUUCGGCGACCACUCGGGAGGCCCCGACGGCCCGCCAAACAGCGGCUCGGCCAAUCACGGAGGCAUGUCGGUGCCUGACUUCCUGCCCCCGGCCCAGCGCGUCCUGUUCAUGAGGAUCCAGCAGAAGCAGCAGGAGGAGGAGGAGAGGGCCCGGCGCCUGGCCGAGGGCGGGCAGGACAAGGGCCGCGACAUGGAGGGUGACUCUGGGAACUGGUACUCCAGCGAGGACGAGGACGGGGGCAGCAGCGUCACCUCCAUCCUGAAGACCCUCCGGCAGCAGACCAAGGCGCCCCCCAAGCCCGAGGGCCCGCCCAGCGACCCCCGCCUCCAGAAGGCCCCCGCCCCCGCCCCGCCGCUCGCUAGGCCCGCCGACCCCCGCCUGGCCCGGGACCCCCGCCUCACCCGAGCCCCCGAGCCCGUCCCGGAGCCCGCCCCCCCGGGGCCCCCGGCCGACCCCCGCCUGGCUCGGCUGCCGGGCCCCCGGCGCCCCCCCCCCGCCGUCCCCAAAGCCGAGCCCCCCCUGGUCUACAAGCCCCCACCUCUGCCCACCCUGGCGGUGGAGGAGGAGGAGGCGGAGAGGGUGCUCCGGGACAAGCCGGUGCCCAUCCCCCUGGACCCCCUGAUGGGCAUGGCCCUGCGGGACCCCCGCUCCCAGCUGCAGCAGUUCAGCCACAUCAAGAAGGACAUCGUGCUCCACCUGCCGGCCUUCGCCCGGACCGUGGCCUGGUCCCCCGAGGACCUGCUCCCCCUGCCCGCCCCCAAGCCGGACCCCCUGCCCCUCCCGCCCGGCAUCCCCCCGGUCCCCUCCCAGGACCCCCGGCUCUCCCGGGCGCCCCCGCCGAGCCACGCCCCCCCGCCCCCCUCCCUCCCCCACCCGCCCCCCUCUCUCCCCCCUCCCCCGGCGAUGGAGGGCCCCGCCGGGCCCCCGCCCUCCUCGCUGCCCGACUUCGAGCUGCUGUCCCGCAUCCUGAAGACGGUCAACUCCAGCCCCACGCACGUCCCCUCCGUGCCCCUGCUCCUCACGCCGCCCCCCCCGCCGCUGUCGCUCCUGGGCCCCCCUCCCCCCCUCCUCCUCCCGCCGCCGGCGGACAAGCCGGUGGACCCGCGGACGAGUCGCAAGCCCCCCGCCGACCCGCGGCUGCUCGGCGACCCCCGCCUCCAGCCCCAGAAGUCUGCCUUGAAGCAGCCGUCGGACCCCCUCCCUCCCCCGCUCUCUGCCGCUCCCCCCGCACCUCCCCCCAGCUCCUCCUCCUCCUCCCCUGCCACCGCGCCCUACGACCCCCGCCUGCUGUCCGCCGGCGGGGCGGGGCGCGCUGUGGGCCCCGGGGCACCAGGGGGCGCCAGCGUCCUGAGUGGCAUCAGCCUCUACGACCCGCGGACUAACAAGCCGGGCAGCCCCGGGCCCAGCAACGGUUCCACCAGCUCGCCAGCCCCCGCCCCCGCCGCCGCCGCCGCUGAGGCCAAGCCCAGCGACGCCCGCCCCCCCAAACCCAAGCCCAAGGAGCCGCUGUUCGUCCGGAAGUCGGCGCUGGACCAGCCGGAGCCGGAGAAGAGCGGCGAGCAGGGCACCGACCGCUACAACAGCUACAACAGGCCCCGGCCCAAGCCUGCACCCUCGCCCAACGCCCAGGCCCAGGGAGGGCCCGCUUCCUCGGGGGCGGCGGCCGCCGGCGCCGGAGCCCCGGGCCCCGCCGGAGCGGCCCCGGAGCAGGGGCCGCCGGGCGUCCACAACCUGCCGGUGGCCACCCUGUUCAGCAUGGUGAAGCAGGCGGGCAAGGCCGGCGGCACCGGGAGCCCGUUUGGCGGCAACAGCCCGGCGCAGGCCGAGCUGACGAAGGCGGAGCAGGACAACGCCUCGCUGAAGGACGUUUUCAAAGGCUUCGACCCCACCGCGUCCCCCUUCUGUCAGUGACCCCCCGCCCCCCUCCACUGUACGUUGACCUCUGAACCCGUCCGACUGUCCGGUCAACCCCGGAACAUUGUUUUAAAAAAACAACAACAUAUGAACGCUGAGCACAACAGUGAUGAGAAGAGGACUGACGAGUGCACUGAAUCAAACUACUGGUCAACAUGGACUCCACUAACGCACGCACACGACCGAACACACACACGCGCACGCACGCACAUUUCUACAGUGUUGCAGAUUGGAUUCUAUAAGAGACUUUGAGAGUUGGGUGGGAGGUUGGAAGCCAGAUUUAUAUUUUAAAGGCAAAGAUGUGUAUAAUUGAAUGUAUCUUCUUCAGCUAUACAGAGCAACAUGCCGUCUGUAGCCGUACUUCUCCGCUUCUCUGCUUAUCCAGUUUGCCAUCCUCCACUAUAUUUCUUUUCUGCGCUAGGGAGGGGUUACUGCACUGCUUUGACAUUGUACAAGACCGCAAAAGUCCCAGAAACAGAAGCCAUGUUGUCGAUGUCUAUUCAUGUGUAAUCACCGUUUAUUUGCUCAACCAAUCAAAUGCAUCGUUGGUUUCUGUUCUGUGUACUGCAGUAGAGAGAGAAAUGACAGACUGAUUAAAUUCUAUUCUUGGGUUUUCCACAUUUUUCUUUUUAGUUUGUGCACGAUUUGCAUUUGUCGAGUUUACGAGUCCUCUUUGGUUUAGAGAUUCCCAGUCUUCUCGUCAUCUCUCGAUGUUUUAUUGAAGUCGGUUUUUCAUUCGCAACUGUACAAAGGCAGCGAGUUUAGCAAACGCAAUCAAACCUUUGACCUCAACGUAACGGCAUCAGUGGGGACCGCUGGGCGUUCCUGUUGGCCAGACGUCAACGGCUGCGGUCCUUCUGAUUGGCUCGUCGUCGGGCACGGCGGUCUACCUUUGUGAUUGGGCUCAGCCUGCUGAUGAUUUGCUGCCCUCACACACAGCUGCCUCCUAGCUGUCUAUCACAUGACCUACGACCCCAAGGAUAACAUGGUCAAUUUGGAAAACUAAACUUAAGGACUGUAGGGUUCUGUCGUCUUUGAGAUGUGCGUUAUUUUAAUUUAUUUUUUAUACUCUUGAGGACGCCGGUGGGGUGGGGGGGGGGAGAUACGCCUGAUGGCAUUUUGGGUCUGAAUUGUUUUAUAUUCUAAUAUGUUAUUAAUAAAGUAUAACCUGGUGGUCUCACAGCCUGGGAAUAUGUAAAGAGAGAAUCAAUUCCCGUGUAUUGUUAUUUUUUUAAUUUGCCCUUCUGUAUAAAGAUUUAAAAGUGAACUAAAUUCUAUCGUCUCACCUUUGACUUUGAGAAAAGGCUUCUGGGAAGUGGAGGUAUCUGCUUCUCGGGACAUUACGUUUGUCUGUCCCUUCUUUUCUUCAGAGCUAUGUUUGUUCAUCAGUUUUUUUAAUUUUGUAAAUUAGAUUUGUUUUCCUGCAUUGUAAAUGAGCUGUGUCGUGUCUUUGAGAGGCGUUUUCUAACCGUUCACUGUAGGGGAGGUUCUGAAAAAUAUUUAAAUAAAGGCAGUACAUGAUCAACCAGAUAACACCCAAGGCUGUUUUCCUCUUGCUUUACUAAUAGUUUCAUUAGUUUGUGUAUAAGAUUAAGACUUCAUAUCGUCUUGUGAAAAUGAAUAUUCGUUCAUGUCAAUUAUGGAUUUGUAUUGCACAUAUGGCAUAUUGUACGAAUUAAAACCAACCAACCCUUU
Messenger RNA from Gadus morhua (Atlantic cod), 6330 nucleotides. RefSeq names its product zinc finger CCCH-type containing 4 (gene zc3h4). The record is from RefSeq and is a predicted model, not a curated record. Gene Ontology annotation, biological process: negative regulation of DNA-templated transcription. Gene Ontology annotation, molecular function: metal ion binding; RNA binding. Gene Ontology annotation, cellular component: nucleus. NCBI's taxonomy places the organism in Eukaryota, Metazoa, Chordata, Actinopteri, Gadiformes, Gadidae.